UGUUCGAAUUGAGAGUACCAAUAUGGCCAAGAGAUCAGAUUUUGCACAGAAGCUGUUAGAUGACCUCCGGUUGCGGAAGGAACGGAUGGCUGCCUCUCAGAACUCAAAGGGUGCAAAUUCAAUGGUUGCAGAUGCACAUGCUUACACUAAGACAACGUAUAAAUCAUCCAGGGAACCAAAGACGCUCAAAACUACUGGUUCUAGAGCUGGAAGCACCCAAAACAGGCCUAGUGGAGGCAGGAAAUCAGUCACCACUGGACAGGUAUCGAAUCAGAUUGUUCCUUUUGGGAGAGGCCGGAAGUCAGAACAAAUAGGAGAUCUGUCAAUGGCCCUGGCUUUUGCACUUGAAAAUGGAGGAAAGCUAAGAACAGAUUCUUCAGGCAAUAGUUCAAUGUUCAGUUUUCUGCAUAACAUUGGUAGUAGACAGAUGGACUAUGGGAAGAUGGAAAGAAGAAACAGUGUAGUAAGUGGGCAUCAACCUUCAAGGAGCCAACUCCCUGCUCUCUCUCUUGUCCAUAUCGAAGAAAUAUCAAGGUGUGCACAAAAGUUAAAUCAGAUCCUCAGAGCUUGCUCUAGUGGCCUCAACUUUGACAGAUACUCGAUAGAAAUUGGACGGGAACUACUGAAAGGAGCGAUGGAUUUGGAGGAGUCUCUAGGGAUGCUAGUCAACCUGCAGCAAACUUCAGAGUACUUGAUAACACCACAGAGAAAAAGUCGGAUAACAUUGCUGGAGGAGGAUGAGGAUGAUGACGAGAACCCUGUCAAAAUGGCUGAUCAGAAGCAAUUGGUUAGGCCAAGAUUUUCUUUUGACAGACCCUCAAGAAAUUAUAAUGACAUUCAGGAAGUUGCAAGGACUGAUCUCAAGCUGAGGCUGGCAGCUCUUACCUACUCUUCAGAGGUUACUAAUUCCAAGCAUGAGAAAAAAGUUCUAGCUGACUCAAAAUCACAUUCUCACAAACGAUCAGUUAGCUAUGGUCCAGAAAUUAAAACUCUCACUGCAUUCUCAGAACAAAAUCGCUCAAGUUCUUUGCAGUCCAAACAAGAAAAGUCGAGAAUUCCAAAUGUAAUUGCGAAACUGAUGGGAAUUGAUAUACUUCCAGGAAAUGUAGAUUCAAAGAUCACUGUAAAGACACAGGCUGGAAAGCAAAAAGUAGAAGAGAUGAUUAGAAAGAAACCUACACAGGAAAGUACCAAGAAGGCUGAACAAAGGACAAAAGAUUCUGCAACCCUGGUUCUCCCACCAGUAAAACAGGAGGCAACACUAGCCAGCAAAAUUCCAUUGAUUCAGGAUACAAUUACAUCACAAGCAGGAAAAACUUUGACAACUAGAAAUGGUAGCACAAGGGUUGCUGUUUAUAACAAAUUGCCACCUCAAAAGGACUUGGAAGACAUAAAACCAGUGAUAAGCUCGAGAAAGGCUUCAAUCAAGAUAGACGAACAACAAAGUGGCAUCAUCCAAUUGAAUCAUAACUUUGGAAGUAAAAAAGAAAUUCAGGACAAGGGGAGAAAACAGGAUCGUGUAAAGCACAGGGAACAGAAGAGCGCUGAAAGUAGUGAAAUCAAGGAACCAGUUUUCAAGGAUGAAAUGCAGCAGAUGAUACCAUAUAUGCAUAAAAGAUCAGAAGCUGCAGUUACAUUGCAAGAAAAAACAGAGUACAGUGAAAGCAUGCUUCAUGGGGAAAACAGACAUGCAAACAAGCUUCUGCUAGGUGAUCAACAAAAGCUGAAAAUUAAUCAUGGAUUUCAACAGGUGCACAUGCUCCAAAAAUCUGAGCACCAAGAGAAAAAGCGAGUAUCAGAAGAGAGGCAACAACAAAGUACUAAACAGAAAUUGCAGGGGAAUAAACAAAAGGGAAAUGAACCAAUAUCCAGUAAUUUCUCCAAACCAAUGUCUGGUGCAACCAAUUUGCAAAAGAAGCCACAAAUGAACCAAGCAGCAACUAGUAGGAAAGGCUCCACCGAACAUAUUGAUGCAGUACAAUUCAAUGGAUUCCAAGAUGGUAGACACCAUGAAAAUCCAGCUGGAGAUAGGAGUUCAACAAACUUAAAUUUCAAAAUUAAAGAUUCAUUAAACAGAAACUCCAGUUACUCUCAAGGAGAUCUAGAAUCUGAAUCAGCAAAAGCUCUCAUCCUGUUUGCCGUGGAUGAGAAACCUGUCCAAGUUCAAACGACAAUGAAGAAGAGAAGCACCAAAGAGCAUAAACUUGAGGUCCCUCAAAUCAACGAAGUAAUGACUAAAAAAGGUGCAAGUGUUUAUAAUUUGCCAAGGACGCCGAAGCAUCAGAGUUCCAUUUUGCAAGAGAGGAAACUGACAAGGCAGGAGAAACUUGCUAUUUCAAGAGAAGCUGAUCAAAUGAAAGCCAGCAGGUUUAAAGAAGUAGAAGCACAGAUAAUUAGAUCCAACAAGUCCUUAGCAAGCCUACAAUCAUCAAGUGUAGCACAAGUGAUGCAGAAAGCAGCACAGCAAAAUUCAGUUUUGUGCAGUCCUCUAGAGGAUGAAUGCGAAAGCCUAAAUGAACCACAAGCUUUAGUUCCAAAAGAUACUGGUCAAAAUACAGUGCCAACGGUUACAAAAGAACAGCAAGAUCAAGAAACUGAUUUUGGCAGAGCCAAAGAAAGCAAGUUUAAGAACAGUGUAUCUGAUCCACUACAUGGAACUCAUGGAGAGAGCAUGGAAAUCUCUGAUACCCCACAGCCGCAGAAUCAAAGAACUUACACAUUAGAGAUGCCAGAGCUACUGACGGAGAGUGAAAAUCACCUCAAGCAGAUACUUAUGAAAAGCCAAGUAUUUAUGAACACGGCAGAGGCGCUUUUCAAACUCAACAUUCCUAUCAGCAUUCUUCGUGCAAAUGGUCACUACUAUCAUGAUCAAGAGAGCAAGCUCGUUCUGGACUGUGGCUACGAAGUAAUGAAAAGGAAAGGAAGAAGGCAGGAGCUAAGUGUUCACCCAUUUCUGAAAGUACCAAUCACUUCAAACAAAGCAAAAUCCUUGGACGACUUGGUCAAGCAAAUGUGUAAAGACUUUGAUAAGUUGAAGCAAUGCGGAAGGGACGGGAGAGAAGAUUCUCCCUUAGAAGACUACCUACCAAAAAUGCUUGAGGCCGAUGUCAACAACAAGGAACCAGAUGUGAAUUGCAUGUGGGACUUGGGUUGGAACCGCAUGGCGUUUGCAUUGCUUGAGAAAGAUGAUGUUAUAAGGGAUGUGGAGAGGUAUGUGCUUAAUGGGCUUCUAGAUGAGAUCACCAGAGAUCUUUUCAUAGGCAUAAGUGUUUCAGUUUAACUGUAAAACACAACCCCCCCCCCCCCCCACAAAAAAAAAAAACCGUAGCUAUUCAAGCAGAAGGGAUUUAAUGUUUCUGUUUGUAUCAGUGAGAAAACUUUUCCAUAGCAUUUCCCCCUGUAAUGUACCAAAAACUGUGAUUCUUAUUUGCAAAUUUCAAAAUUUUUAAUUGUUUGAAUAUAAUUAAUGAUUAUUUAUGGAAACUUGCAUUCAACCUAUAAAAUAUUAUCUGUUUUAAUCUGAAAAUGUCAUGGUUUUCUCUCACAAAAAUCACCAGUAACAGGAGCUAAUUGCUACAUCAGAGCCACCUCUUAAAUCCUGUGAAAAUUAAGUGCUACAUGAUGGGAGUCACUUUUAAAAUCUCAAUAUCUAAUGUGAUCUGGUUGUUUAAAAUCCUAACAUCAAGUGUGUUCGUGAUUCUAUGUGUAUAUUGGACUUAAAAAGACAUCAAAUUUUAGCAGAAAGAUUGUGAUGCCCUAAAUCUCACGACUCUUAUUGAAAAAAUAUAAAGAUAUGAUUCAUAUGUAGAAAUUUAAAAUCAUACUUAUAAGGCACUUUUUGUGAAACAAAAUAAC
Molecule: messenger RNA, 3855 nt
Organism: Durio zibethinus
Lineage: Eukaryota; Viridiplantae; Streptophyta; Magnoliopsida; Malvales; Malvaceae
Source: RefSeq, a predicted model, not a curated record